CAGAGGGUCCGAAGUUCUACCUUCUCAUCAUCAUGUCGGGUGUGACCAAAGACUUGCAGGAACAUGUUGAGGAUGUCGAGAAGGACUCCUACCGCACUGGUUCUCCUACCUCUGGCAUACCGCCAGCCGGAAUUGAUGCCGAAGUUGCCAACUUUUUCGCCUCGCAAGACACCCCGGUAGUCAUCGACGAAGCAACAAACAGACGUCUCAGAUGGCUGAUUCACAAGCGCGUCUUGCUUGUCAUGGUUGUCACUUACUUCGCACAAACCUUGGAUAAAGGAACAAUCAACUUCGCUUCGAUCAUGGGCAUUCGGACAGAUACCCACCUUCACGGCCAACAGUAUGCCUGGUUAACUACAUGUGUUUAUAUCGCGAUACUUGCUUGGGAAUUUCCAACCAAUCGACUCAUCCAGCGACUCCCCAUCGCGAAAUAUCUUUCGUUCAAUAUCAUGGCCUGGGGUGCUGUUCUGGCCUGCACGGCGGCUUGCAACAACUUUGUCGGAUUAGUUAUCGUACGAACCCUCUUGGGUAUAUUUGAAUGUGUCUGUCAGCCCGCCUUUGUUUUCCUGUCUACGAUGUGGUAUACUCGAGAAGAGCAAGCCUUGGUCAUCGGGUCUUUUUACUCCAUGAAUGGCUUCCAACAAUGCGUCGGCGGUCUCAUUGCCUAUGGAAUCGCCCAGAUCACAGACGCCAAGAUUAAGAACUGGCAAAUACUAUUUACCCUACUCGGCUGUACCACGUUCGUAUGGGGUAUCUUCGUCGGAUUCUGGCUCCCAGAUAGUCCAAUGCGGGCCAAGUGCUUUACCCCCGCAGAUCGCAUUCUUAUUGCAGAACGCGUCAGGAAAAAUGAUACCGGAUUGCAAAACAAGGAAUUCAAGAAACACCAAGCGAUCGAAGGCCUCUUAGAUCCAACCAUAUGGGCAAUUACCCUGAUCUCCUUUACAAAUGCUCUCCCUACUGGCGGUAUCGGCGCCUUCUCAAACAUCAUUUUGACAGCAUUUGGGUUCACAGUUCUGCAGACCUACUUGCUCGCCAUUGCGCAGGGUGCCAUCAUCAUGUCCUUCUUAUUCAGCGCGGCAUAUCUUUCGAAAAAAUAUAACCAAAAGCUUCUGCUAGCUUUCCUAUAUACUCUUCCCAACGUUGCUGGCACGAUUGUAUUCAUUUGUGUAGAAACAUCUGCAAAGACCAAAGUCGGGCUUCUGAUUGCCUUUUAUUGCACACAAGGUUUCGGCGCCGUUGCAGUCUUAAACCUAGCAGUAAUGUCCGGAAAUGUCGGCGGACGCUCCAAGCAAGUGAUCGCGUCGACGUUAGUGUUUGUUGCAUGGGCAGUUGGAAACGCCGUGGGACCACAAGUUUUUCGUUCCGAUGAUGGUCCUCGCUACGUGAAAGCAUGGAUCUCCCAUAUGGUCAUGUACGGACUCCAGAUCGCAACCAUCUUCUUUCUCAGAGUUCGGCUUAUGCGCUUGAAUGUCUUGAAACGCCGAGCGCAAUCACUGAAAGAGACUCAAGCUAGCGGUGAAGAUUCGGAUGAGCAUCUUGCUCACCGACAGGCCUUUGACGACCUCACUGACCAAGAGAAUCCCGAUUUCCGUUACGUCUACUAAUGCUUCUUCAUGACACUGGGUCAGUGGACGACUGUUAAAUGUCCGUAAUGAUAUCUGUGUUGUAUACAGUAUUCUCAGGG
Messenger RNA from Desarmillaria tabescens, 1684 nucleotides. RefSeq names its product major facilitator superfamily domain-containing protein. NCBI's taxonomy places the organism in Eukaryota, Fungi, Basidiomycota, Agaricomycetes, Agaricales, Physalacriaceae. Gene Ontology annotation, cellular component: membrane. The coding region runs from base 33 to 1604 and encodes 523 amino acids. The record is from RefSeq and is a predicted model, not a curated record. Gene Ontology annotation, biological process: transmembrane transport; L-cysteine transport. The transcript has 21 exons. Gene Ontology annotation, molecular function: L-cysteine transmembrane transporter activity.